AUGUUAUAUAGGAAGAUUAAGAUAUUAAGUCUGUUUUUCAAUUGUGUUCUGAUGAUAUAAGACAUAAUAAUGUAAUUAUUUAUAAUUUUUGUCUUUAUUUAAUCAAAAUUCCAAUCAGAAAUUCCUCAAUUCUUAAUAUGUGAAUUAGUUAAUAGGAAUGGAACAUCUUAAUAUGAUCAAAUAGAUUCUAGAAUAUCUUAUGAAUCUCAUCUGUAAUUAAACAAAAACAUAAGUUGA
Molecule: messenger RNA, 237 nt
Organism: Paramecium pentaurelia
Lineage: Eukaryota; Ciliophora; Oligohymenophorea; Peniculida; Parameciidae
Source: the annotation of a GenBank genome assembly